Gekko japonicus is the source of this 2795-nucleotide messenger RNA. Its product is annotated as NADH-cytochrome b5 reductase 3-like. NCBI's taxonomy places the organism in Eukaryota, Metazoa, Chordata, Lepidosauria, Squamata, Gekkonidae. The coding region runs from base 138 to 1043 and encodes 301 amino acids. The record is from RefSeq and is a predicted model, not a curated record. Gene Ontology annotation, cellular component: mitochondrion. Gene Ontology annotation, molecular function: FAD binding; oxidoreductase activity. The transcript is spliced from 9 exons.
GUCACGGUGACGGACAGGGCGCGGAGGCGAGGAGGCGUUCCACAAGAGCGAGCAGGCAGUAAGGCGUCAGCCUGCUAGAUUGUCGAUUGGGCUGGAGACGCGGGCCGGUUUCUCGGUCUGGGCAGCCCGAGCGAGUUAUGGGGGCGCAGCUGAGCACCUUAGGAAGAAUUGUGGUCUAUCCAGUAUGGUUUGUGUACAGUUUGAUCGCCAGACUUUUCCAGAAGUCUCAGCCAGCCAUUACCCUGGAGAGUCCAGAUGUGAAAUACCCACUAAGGCUGAUUGACAAAGAGGAAAUUAGCCAUGAUACAAGAAGAUUUCGUUUUGCCCUUCCCAGUCCAGAGCAUAUUCUAGGCCUUCCUGUCGGGCAGCAUAUUUACCUUUCUGCGAGGAUUGAUGGGAAUCUGGUAAUCAGACCCUACACACCGGUCUCCAGUGAUGAUGACAAAGGUUAUGUGGAUCUUGUUGUAAAGAUUUAUUUCAAAGGUGUUAAUCCAAAAUUCCCUGAAGGAGGAAAAAUGUCCCAGUACUUGGAACACUUAAAGAUAGGGGACACAAUUGAUUUCCGUGGGCCCAGUGGACUACUCAUGUACAAGGGGAAAGGAGUAUUUGCCAUUCGACCAGACAAGAAGUCUGAACCAGUGAUUAAAUAUGCAAAGUAUGUUGGGAUGAUCGCAGGCGGGACAGGAAUUACACCAAUGCUGCAGCUCAUCCGAGCUGUUGUGAAGGACAAAGAUGAUCCCACCAUCUGUUACUUACUGUUUGCCAACCAGACUGAGCAAGAUAUCUUGUUACGCCCAGAAUUAGAAGAAAUCCAGGUUCAGAAUUCAAGCCGCUUUAAACUGUGGUACACGUUGGAUAGAGCAUCUGAAGGUUGGAAUUACAGCCAAGGGUUUGUGAAUCAAGAGAUGAUCAAGGACCACAUGCCUCCGCCAGCAGAUGAUGUUCUUAUCCUGAUGUGUGGCCCUCCUCCAAUGAUCCAGUAUGCUUGCAUUCCUAACCUAGAUAAGCUGGGAUAUACCAAGGAGGCAAGAUUUGCUUACUAAUGUGGGUUGUUAAUAAGCUGAAAAGGAAUGUGCUAAGUGGGAGAAAGGGAAAGGAAGAGCUUUGGACAAGGGGGAGCAGAAAUGGGCUGGUGGGUAUUAGUGAAAAGCUGCAUUCAGAGGGCUGCUCAGUUAUCUAUGUGAGUUCAGUGUCUUAUUAGUGCUGCACUGAGAAUUCUGUAGACGAAUGUCUAUGGUAUUUUGCUUUGCUACAUUUAACUAGCUUUUUUAUAAAGGCCACUGGAUUACGUCUGACUCUUUCCUCAUUGGAUAAACUUAGUGUAUCCAGGCUGUUGUUUCACCAAAGAGUUUUUCCUAACAGCACUUGUGUCUGAUACCCAGGUGGAAAAGCACAUCUGCGCGUGAAGCAUUUUGUUUGUUGUAACUGUCUGGUUGCUACAGUGGGAAAGUUGAAGAAAGCUGCACUUAAACACGUUAGCCAUGCAGAAUUUUUAUAUUGCCUUUUUGCAAAGACUGCAAUCUAGCUGUUGGAAUUUGUUAAUGCAUACAAAAUAUGCUCAGACUUUACAUGUAUUUGCAAUGCAUUAACAACAUUUUCGAGAACGCAGAGGUGAUUUGUUGCCUUGUUACAGAUUUGUGUUUAAAGUCUGUUGUUUCCCAGCUUCUUCCUUUAUUACAUCAUUCCCAAUGCAAAGCAUUUCAAAAUGCUAGACUUUGUACAUGUGUAUUGGGGGGGGGGUAUUGCUUUCAGUUGUAUUUGGGUUCAGUAUCACCUUCUAGACUGACAAGAUUCCUAAAUGUUAAUGAUGAUUCCAAAAACUUGUUGGUAAGAACUUCAGAUAUCAUGUGUGCUUUAAAUUAGUCCUUUCUUAUAGUAAUUAUUAACUAGUGGGCUUCAAGUUGUAAAAAAACGGCUUAGACACACUUUCCCAAAAUGAUUUAUAAUGAUCCUGUGAAAAUGCACAGAUAUAUGUUAGGGUCUUCUGUUUGCAAAUCAAUAACAUGACUUAAUUCUUUCCAGGCUUCAUUAUUUUUGAAUUCAGAUCAGGACUAUGCGAGCUGGGAAGGGCUCUGGUUCAGUCUGUAUUGAACUGGAGAAAAGUUGGGCCAGAUACUGGGAGGGCACUAGUGGAGCUUCCCUUCACUCCAGUGUGAGUUGCACAGGAGAUGUUCUUGGGAAGGCGAGCCUAUGAACUAUUGUUGGCAUUUAAAGUUUGUGUCCAGGUAGAUCUUAAGUAAGUCUUGUCCAUCUUCAAGCAAGCCUAUUGUAUUAGCAAGAGCAAAGCCACAUCCCUCCUCCAGGGUGGAGCUGGGCAUGAGCCUUGCAGAGACUUCAAAAAUCAGCUGCAUAAGGGCUGAAGCUUGCAAGAGCAGGAGAGAAGGGCAAUGCUGAAGUUCUGUGUAGCAUCCUUGAGCAGAACAAAUAGGGUCCCAGCCUAUUUGCUUAGGCUGAGCAUUUUCUACCAGCAUUCCCCAUUAGCAGAGUAUGGCAGUAGAGAAAGCAAAGCAAGGCAAAGAGGAAUAUAGUAUGAACCCAUUGAGGAAUAACUAUUUUUCUGGAACUAGCUGAUUGAAUUGCUCUUGCAGCAGAAAGAAAAUCAGGAAAGUAAAAGUUAACCAUCUCUUUGCUUCAUUUUUCAAAAACACAGUGGGGCAAAGGAGCCUUAAGACCUUUUCGUAAAUGUAUUUUUGGGAUGCAGCUUACUUCCUCCGUUUUGUAUCACUUUGCCUUUUCCAUUAUGGAAUUUUUCCAUAUAGAAGUGCUAGAAAAAAAAUAAAACUUUUUUUCCCCUC